UGAUUAGAUGAUGGUAGUAACAUAUCUAAUAAAAUGACGUUUUAACAGAUUUCUCGGUUCACCGGCCGCCCCCAUUCGCAGUUCCUUUGUUCUUACUACUCUUUUCUGUUUAUAAACACAAUCCUCAAAUUGAGGACGAAAGCUCAGAGGCAAAAAUUGGGAGGAUGGGUGCAAUGUCUUGGCCUACUCAGGACGAGUUACAUGAAAUCAGAAAGAUAGUGUCUGAAAUGGCAGGAAAAGGUACAGCAGACGUUCGAGUUGUUGUAUCUCCUUACAGGAUUUGUCCAUUGGGAGCUCAUGUCGAUCAUCAGGGUGGAAUUGUUUCUGCUAUGACAAUUAAUAAGGGAAUACUAUUGGGAUUUGUUCCUUCUGGUAGCACUGAGGUUGCAUUACGCUCAGGUCAAUUUAAAGGAGAAGUUAGGUUCAGAGUUAAUGAAAACCAUAAACCAAGACAGACCAUUAGCAAGGGUGAAGAGAUUAACGCAGAUAAAUCUUCUCCGUCACCAGAUGAAUUUGAAUGGGGUAUUUAUGCUAGAGGAGCCUUGUAUGCAUUACAAAGUAGAGGGAACCAUCUUGCUCAGGGAAUCAUUGGCUACAUCUGCGGAUCUGAGGGUCUGGACAGUUCAGGCCUUAGCUCUUCAGCUGCUGUUGGCAUAGCUUACCUGCUGGCUUUGGAAACUGCAAAUGGUUUAACUGUAUCUCCCAGAGAAAAUAUUGAAUAUGACAGGGUGAUUGAAAAUGAGUAUUUAGGUCUGAGAAAUGGCAUACUGGAUCAAUCAGCCAUACUGCUUUCAAGCCAGGGUUGUCUAACUUACAUGAACUGCAAAACUACUGAGCACAAGCUUAUACGCCCUCCAAAGUUUCUGGAGGAUCAAGAAGCUGAACCACAGAAAGGCUACAAAAUAUUACUGGCAUUUUCAGGACUUAGGCAAGCUUUGACCAACAAUCCUGGAUACAAUUCUCGAGUUGCUGAAUGUCAAGAAGCUGCCAAAGUUCUUCUGAAUGCUUCUGGAAAUAAAGAAGUGGAGCCCUUCCUCUGCAAUGUUAAACCAGAAGUUUACGAAGCGCACAAGUUCAAACUGGAACCAAAUCUAGCCAAAAGAGCAGAGCAUUACUUUUCAGAGAAUAUGCGGGUUAGAAAAGGAUUAGAGGCUUGGGCUUCAGGAGAUUUGAGAGCCUUUGGAGAGCUAAUGACAGCUUCUGGUCUAAGUUCUAUUAAAAACUAUGAAUGUGGGUGUGAGCCACUAUUUCAACUAUACGAGGUCCUAUUGAGGGCACCAGGCGUCUUUGGAGCUCGGUUCAGUGGAGCUGGAUUCAGAGGCUGCUGUGUUGCAUUGGUAGAUGCAGCUCGUGCAACGGAAGCAGCAAAAUUUGUGAGGGUAGAAUAUCCAAAGCUACAGCCAGUGUUCGCUAGCCAAUUGAGCCAUGGCACUGCUGUUUUGAUUUGUGAAGCUGGUGACUGCGCCCGUAUUUUCUGAUUUUUUUUUAACUUUCCUUCUUUUCUAAUUUGAUUCAUUUCUUCCUUUCUACUCUGACUUUGUGUUUGCAGCAUCUAUAAACUGAAUUUCAGAAACAUAUUAUUAUCAUUAUUAUUGUUCACCAUUAUCAACAACAAUACUAUCAGUCUCUCUGCAA
Gossypium raimondii (Peruvian cotton) is the source of this 1635-nucleotide messenger RNA. RefSeq names its product galacturonokinase. The record is from RefSeq and is a predicted model, not a curated record. Lineage: Eukaryota; Viridiplantae; Streptophyta; Magnoliopsida; Malvales; Malvaceae. Gene Ontology annotation, biological process: galactose metabolic process. Gene Ontology annotation, molecular function: galactokinase activity; ATP binding. Gene Ontology annotation, cellular component: cytosol; cytoplasm. The transcript is spliced from 14 exons. Bases 165 to 1478 code for a protein of 437 amino acids.